Molecule: messenger RNA, 3162 nt
Organism: Saccharomycopsis crataegensis
Lineage: Eukaryota; Fungi; Ascomycota; Saccharomycetes; Ascoideales; Saccharomycopsidaceae
Exons: 1
Coding region: 1-3162 (1053 amino acids)
Biological process (GO): peptidoglycan turnover; carbohydrate metabolic process
Molecular function (GO): hydrolase activity, hydrolyzing O-glycosyl compounds
Source: RefSeq, a predicted model, not a curated record
AUGGAUAUUGUUGGAAAAUUGUUUAUGGUGGGGUUCGAAGGAACCGAUGUCACCCAGGAAAUCCAUACUCUUAUCACCAAAUAUCGUGUCAGCAGCAUCAUAUUGAGUGGGAGGAACUUCAUCAAUGCUGCUCAGGCGAAAAAAUUGAUCCAUGAUUUACAAGCCCUCGCCAUGCACUCUGGGUACAAUUAUCCGAUCAUCUUUGUUAUUGAUGAGGAAGGAGGAAUGCUAAAUUCUCUUUUCGACAAGAACUUUAUCACACAAUUCCCAGGAGCCAUGUCUUUGGGAGCGACGGGAUCCGAGGAGUUGGUUUAUCAAGUACAUCGUGCAGUCGCCAAAGAGUUGAAAUCCAUUGGGUUUUCCAUGCAUUUGGGGCCAGUGUUGGAUAUUUUGAAAAAUGGGACCAACACGUUCCAACAACAGAUGAUUGGGGUGAGAUCUUAUGGAUAUGGGGUUAAAUUAGUGCUGAGAUUUGGUAAAGCCGCGGCCCAAGCCUUUCGAGAUGAGAAGUUGUUCAAUUGUGGCAAACAUUUUCCUGGCUAUGGAUCGGCCACUGUUAACUCGAAUUUCGAGCUCCCGAUGAUUGUUGAGUCCACAGAACAAAUGAUGGAAUUUAAUCUUGUUCCUUAUAAAGACUUGAUUAAUGCGGGUCUUUUAGAUAGUGUGUUAGUUGGAGGAUGUGCCGUGCCAGGGGUCAAUAGUAACGAUUUGCACGCCUGUUUGAGCCCAACGAUUGUUACCAAUAUGUUGAGGGGAAAAUUGCAGUUCAAAGGGAUCGUCAUUAGCGAGUGUUUGCUACUAGAGGCGCUAGAUAGAAACUUUGGGGUGGUUCAAGGAUGCAUAUCGGCAUUUUCCGUGGGUUGUGACUUGAUCAUGUUGUGCAGUAACUUCAAGAUCCAAGAGGAGGCGAUACUAGCAAUGCAGUCUGUUGUUGGCGAUGAGUUGAUUGAUCCGAGUAUUUUGCGUCAAUCUUUACUGAGAAUUGAAAACUUACAACGUCAGUUACCGAGCUGGCCAGAGGUCAUUGAGCAACAGGGAAUGUUGACCCAGGAUAUUUUGAACCAGCAUAGAUUGAUUUCCAGCUUGGCGUACAAAAAAUCAAUCACGGUUAUCAGAGACGCCGGGCUUCCGAUAACCAGGUUUUUGAGUCCGAAUGUGGAAAAGGAGAACACCAUUCUAUUAUUGACUCCUUUGAUCUCGCCGCUUUAUGAGACUGUGGAUGAGCAUGGUAAUAGAUCACAUAUCAACAAUAUUGCUGCUGAUGAUUAUGCCAAACUAAAUCUUAACUACGGAGAAGAUGUUUUCAUUGAGUUAGGGAAAUUAUUGUCGGAGUAUCGGCCGGGAUACAAGAUCUAUCACACCAGUUACAAUUCUAAUGGGUUGACAUCGUUUCACGAAGAGCUCAUUUUGAAAUCGAAAGUCAUUUUAUUUUUCUCUGCAGAAACCACGAAAAAUUUGUAUCAAGUUGGGGUUUCCAAACAUGUUUCGAUGCUUUGCAAUUCACUGACGAUUCGACAUAGAGGCCAGGCACAACGAAGGGAGACCCGCCAAAUGAUUAUAAUCAGUGUUUCCUCUCCAAUGGAUUUCUUGUACGAUAUUAAUAUUGGGGGCUCUCCAACUGGGUAUAUUUGUACGUACGAUUACACCAUCAAUGCACUAAUGCAUCUUCCGGAAGUGUUGUUCGGAGAUUAUGUUCCUACGGGGAAGAUUCCGGGAUUCACUAUUGGCAAUAAGAAGUUCAUUGAUGGUAAUGGAGGUAAGAAAAAAGGUAAACAUAGCUGGUUAGUUGAAGCGUUCAACUUCACACGGGAUUGGGAUAAUUUGAUAAACCUAUUGAAAAACAACCAUUAUCUAGCCUUUUCUGCUGCGGAAUCAUCCUUGACGAGCUUGAAGAGGUUUUAUCUUGAUAGUGAGCACCACCGGAGUUUUGUGGUAAGAAACACUAGUUCGAAAACGAUUUUGGGGAUAUCGACGACCUGGUUCCAUUGUGAGCACUCUAAAUCUCUGAAUGAUAAUGUGGGGAAUUUCCUACUCUUGUUGGUUGAUAAAAAUAAGAGAAACAUUGCAAUUGGAAGUCAUUUAUAUUCAAAAACAAUGAAAUAUCUCUUCGAGGAGGCUAAUUGCAGCAGGGUCUAUUUGGGAGGGGGAUAUCCGAAGUUGACGCUGGCCAAUGAUUUGUUGCUCAAUUUUUCUGAUGAGAAUACUGGCGGUGUCAACUUUUUCAAGUCUUUUGGCUGGAACUUCGGUGAUGAGCUGUUCAUGUCAUCUGGCAACAUUCCACAGAGAAAGAGUAAAAAGCGUGAUGUUAAUGGUGAAUCUAUAUCAUUGAAUAUUAAAAACUCUGACAGAAUGAGCGUCAGUACUUUAUUAGCUGAUAAUGUUAGCGAUGCAGCCAAAUCAAAACCCGAAUACUCAAGCCAAGCUUUAUCAUUUUCCGACGCUACCAAAGACCUGGACAACCCCUUUGCAACAAGACUAUUGAACCAGCCAAUCCAAAGAAAGGUGCGACAUCUAAUGAAGCUCGACGACAUUCUUAGCUGGAAAGUCUCUGAAAAUUUGGUUCGCCAGCUCCAAGUGGUAGGGAUAAUGUUUGAUAUUUGCAGGAAUCCCGCAGAUGUGUUUGCACUACAAAAGGGAAAGAACUCACUAAAUACCUACGAGGAAGAUACUGAUAGCCACAGUGCCAACAAAGCUAAUAAUAAUUACGAGAUUUAUCUAGAAUUAUAUAAAGAUUUCUGUGCUGCUGAUGGCGAUAAACAGUAUCUUGAUGGCUCUGGUAAUUUGGAUAUAAUUGUGGCUUUGGAGCCAACGAGAAGAUCAGUGGUUGGUAGUUUGAUUGUAUUUAACGGUAACUCUAAAUUUUCAAAGUUUUUCCCGUUUCUAGAAUUUUCCAGAGGGAGUGACAAUGCCCGAAAGCCCAAGGACCAAGGUUUUGCUUGUAUAGCUGGCCAUUUCAUCGACCCAUUGUACACCACCCUUUCGGAAGUGUUUGAGUUGGGAUUGAUUUGCACUGCACUAAUGUACAUUAAGAGUCAAUACAGCAACUGUUCUGAAUGCUUCAUCACCGACAUUGAUGAGAAACAGAUUGGCAGUUUGCAGGACAACGGGUUCAAGGUGCUAGAAAAGUAUUACAAUUAUUAUUCUGUAAUGGGGAGAAGUUAG